Messenger RNA from Aspergillus puulaauensis, 2442 nucleotides. RefSeq names its product Elongator subunit ELP2. The record is from RefSeq and is a predicted model, not a curated record. The transcript is spliced from 2 exons. Gene Ontology annotation, cellular component: elongator holoenzyme complex. Gene Ontology annotation, biological process: regulation of DNA-templated transcription; tRNA wobble uridine modification. Lineage: Eukaryota; Fungi; Ascomycota; Eurotiomycetes; Eurotiales; Aspergillaceae. Bases 1 to 2442 code for a protein of 813 amino acids. Gene Ontology annotation, molecular function: DNA-binding transcription factor activity; protein binding; sequence-specific DNA binding.
AUGGUCUCCAUCACCACCGAAUACAUUAGCGUCGGCGGAAAUAGGCACCCCGCCGCCGCGGACUGGGAUGUUCAGUCCGGCAUCCUAGCCUACGGUGCGGAUAAUAAUGUAGCCUUGUGGGAUCCCCUGGAAGAAUCGCAUCGUAGUGUCUAUUCGCUUCUCGUUGGCCAUACGGACAAGGUCAGCGCCGUCCGAUUUUAUACCUGUCCCAAGACAGGGAUAAAGCUCCUCAUAACUGGCUCUGUCGAUUGUACCGUGCGCUUAUGGAGAGCCGAACCAACUGAUCACAGGAAAUUUGCUCAUGUGCUUGCUUUGACGGAUCAUACGGGCUCAGUCAAUGCUAUUUCCAUAAAUGAAGGCCUUGACAUCGUCGCAACGGGAGGAGCUGAUGGAACCGUCAAGAUAUGGAGGAUACAUGCCGGAGAGUCCGUGGGAGGUGAGCUGUUGGAGAGUAUACCAAUGAAGCCACGUUAUUUCCCGCUGGCACUGGCAUUAGCCCCGCUUCCAACAGAAACACAAGACAGGCCAGCAGCAUUGGCAGUUGCUGGCACCACCAAUAUCGUGCAAAUAUACGCUGCUGCAGAUACCGUUACGACGCCACAUUUCAAGAUAUCUGCUACACUUUCUGGCCAUGAGGCCUGGGUGCGUUCGCUUUCUUUCACUGCGGACAUGCAGAGCAAUACAGGGGACAUUUUGCUUGCUUCCGCAAGCCAAGACAAGUAUGUUAGACUAUGGCGACUCAAUCGUGGAGAGGCUGUUGUUGCGGGACCGGACGAAGAUCCUGUUCUCGGUGGACUCGAGCCGACAUUGUCCAAUAAAGCCCAUCAGUUCGAAGCGGCAGGCUCCAAGUAUUCUAUGACAUUCGAAGCUCUCUUAUUCGGUAACGAAGAUUGGAUAUAUACUACUGCAUGGAAUCCGAACCCCGAGCGCCAGCAACUUCUUACUGCAUCCGCAGACAAUACUCUGACUAUCUGGGAGCAGGAUACAGUCUCCGGAGUAUGGCUCUCCGCCGAACGAAUGGGAGAACUCAGUGUACAAAAAGGCUCUACUACAGCAACUGGAAGUACUGGAGGCUUUUGGAUUGGCCUCUGGUCACCGGACGGUAAACAGGUUGUCAGUCUUGGGCGUACGGGUAGCUGGAGGGCAUGGGUGUAUGAUGCCGAAACUGAUAUCUGGGUCCAGACUCUCGGCAUCACUGGGCAUGUGCGAUCUGCGAAUGGAAUCCAAUGGGAGCCUUCUGGAGGAUAUCUUUUAUCGACAAGCGCGGACCAAACAACCAGACUCCAUGCGCAGUGGCUGCGCGAUGGAAAAAAGUCGUGGCACGAAUUUUCACGGCCACAAAUCCAUGGUUAUGAUUUAAAUUGCGUCGAUACACUGGGACCGCAACGUUUCGUAUCAGGUGCCGAAGAAAAGCUUCUACGAGUAUUCAACGAACCCCGACCUAUUGCCCAAUUGCUUGAAAAACUAUCUGGGCUCGCACAGAAUGCAGAGGGCGAACUUCCAGACACAGCGCAGAUUCCAGUGCUGGGUUUGUCCAAUCAAGCUGUGGGUGAGGAAGCCCCUGUGGAAUCAGAUACGGUCGAGGCCGAGGGUGCAGGACAAGCGCAUGCAUACCAAGCGAUACUAUCGAAUUCGACCCGUCCCCCCCUCGAGGAUCAACUGGCUCGUUACACCUUGUGGCCCGAGCACGAAAAGCUUUACGGCCAUGGAUACGAGAUAUCCGCCGUGGCUGUGAGCCACGACCGCACUGUAAUCGCUACCGCGUGCAAAGCUAGCUCGAUAGAUCAUGCAGUGGUGCGCCUGUACGACACGUCCGAUUGGCACGAAAUUCGUCCAUCACUUGCAGCGCAUACUUUGACGAUCACAAGCCUCUCUUUUUCACCUGAUGACCAGUACUUGCUCAGCGUUGGUCGAGAUCGCCAGUGGGCAGUUUAUCGUCGAAGUGACUCAAAGCCCUCAGCUUUUGCGCUCAUGACAUCCAACCCAAAGGGUCAUUCGCGCAUGAUUCUUGAUGCGGACUGGGCUCCUGCAUUAGAAUCUCAACUUUCGAUCUUUGCUACAGCGGGUCGAGACAAGUCGAUCAAGCUGUGGCAGAUAACGGGUGAAUCAGUCGAAUGUAAGGCUACGAUUCCCGCGAGGAGCUCAGUCACUGCCGUCUCAUUUUCCCCACACGCGUAUGAUGGGUUGCUCUUCCUUGCAGUGGGAGAGGAUGACGGGAAGCUCUCGAUACAUCAAAUCAACGUGGACAAUCUAGAAGCCAGCCCGCUAGUGAGCUUUGAUAGAGACCACUCACCGUCGAAAACUAUUACGGGGCUAUCGUGGCGUCCUCCCUCACAUCUGAGUGAGGCGGGAGAGGGGAAGGAAAACCUAGAACUUGCUGUCGCAAGCGAAGACACUUCAGUACGUUUAUACAGCAUCUCAAACAUGGUGCCUGAGCCAUGA